AUGGCAGCACCGAACCCCAUAGCACGUCCAACGCGUCCGGUGCUACGACAGUCUCUUUCGAGUAACUCCUUCAUCCAGGACCAUCAACAGUAUAAGCCUCCAGUUUCAUUCACUCAAAACAUCGAAGAUGUCCUGGGAGCCUCCCGCGAGUCUCUACUACAGUCGCUCUCUAAUCUCCAUGUCAAUCCCAUCAGCCCCGAUCCCGAAAAGGUCACUGAAAGCGGCAUUGUUCACACCAUUUUCAAUCAUCAGACAAAUCCCCUUCCGACUGGAACUCCAAAACUGGUAGCAACUAUCAUCUACAAGUCCGCCAAUCCCGUCCAUCCUCAUCUCCAUCCCGACUCUUCCCCAAAUGCGAAUAGGCUCCCGUCCCCCAUGGUUCCUGUAGGAUCCGCUCCGACGGUUGAUAUUGAGAAGCUCCCACGGGAGCCUCCAGCUCCGGAGCCGGAGCCACUCGAUCAUCUGUAUGGUCCGUUCGUCUCCCAGCUGUGUUUGACCAACUUCCUCCAGAUUAUGGAAUCCCUCUCGACGCCUUACCAGCGCAUGAAUACCUCUCAUCGCUGUUUGGAUCAAGAUGAUCAGCCGCGCGUCGUCGAGGUUACUCUCUCUCCUCCGCCGAAUCCUGAGUACCUUUCUUUCGAAGAUCUUCGCAAACACGAGAGCAUAUGGCGCUUCGAGCGCGAAUGGAAUGUCGAGGUGGUCCUUCAGAAGGAAAGCGUCUUCCGUCGCCACAAGCGUCUGGUUGUAUUCGAUAUGGAUAGCACUUUGAUCCAGAAUGAGGUGAUCGAUGAAAUUGCCAAAUUCGUUGGCGUUGAGAAGGAAGUUUCGGAAAUUACUGAACGUGCCAUGAACGGAGAGCUUGACUUCUCCGCGUCGCUUAAAGAGCGUGUCGGUCUCUUGAAGGGCGUUCCAGCUGACGUGUUCGAGAAGUUGAAGCCUGUACUCACCGUUUCGCCUGGCGCUCGCGAACUGUGCAAAGCUCUGAAGAAGCUCGGUUGCAAACUUGCGGUCUUGAGCGGAGGAUUCCAGCCUCUGGCGGAAUGGCUCGCUGGCCAACUCGGCAUCGAUUAUGCAUUUGCCAAUCAUCUUGAAAUUGAUGAGGCGUCUCAAACCCUCACGGGCAAGCUUGUACCGACCCACCCUAUUAUUGACGCAAGCAAGAAGCGUGAGCUUCUCAAGUCUCUCGCGGCAGAUAACGGCAUUCCAAUCUCCCAAGUCGUCUCUGUCGGCGACGGGGCGAAUGACCUUCUUAUGCUUCAUGCGGCUGGCCUUGGAGUCGCCUGGCGCGCCAAGUCCAAGGUCCAGCUUGAGGCACCGACUCGUCUCAAUGGUGAAAGUAUGUUGGACAUUCUCUAUCUCUUUGGUAUGACGAAAGAGGACAUCAAGGAGUUAGUUUCCGACGAUGCUUGA
Molecule: messenger RNA, 1410 nt
Organism: Aspergillus fumigatus Af293
Lineage: Eukaryota; Fungi; Ascomycota; Eurotiomycetes; Eurotiales; Aspergillaceae
Product: phosphoserine phosphatase
Exons: 3
Coding region: 1-1410 (469 amino acids)
Biological process (GO): L-serine biosynthetic process; dephosphorylation
Cellular component (GO): cytoplasm
Molecular function (GO): L-phosphoserine phosphatase activity; magnesium ion binding
Source: RefSeq, a predicted model, not a curated record